Messenger RNA from Penicillium malachiteum, 1236 nucleotides. Its product is annotated as OSBP family protein. NCBI's taxonomy places the organism in Eukaryota, Fungi, Ascomycota, Eurotiomycetes, Eurotiales, Aspergillaceae. Bases 1 to 1236 code for a protein of 411 amino acids. The record is from RefSeq and is a predicted model, not a curated record. The transcript has 4 exons. Gene Ontology annotation, cellular component: cytosol; membrane; intracellular membrane-bounded organelle. Gene Ontology annotation, molecular function: oxysterol binding. Gene Ontology annotation, biological process: piecemeal microautophagy of the nucleus; endocytosis; maintenance of cell polarity.
AUGUCAUCCAGCGAGCCUCAGAGCGCCGUCCCUGCCCACAGCAAGGGCUCAUGGACAAGUUUCCUCAAGUCUAUCGCAUCGUUCAACGGUGACCUGUCUUCACUGACAGCUCCUCCGUUCAUCCUGUCCUCAACCUCCCUCACCGAGUACUCCGCCUACUGGGCCGAACAUCCCGCCGCCUUCAUUGCCCCUGCUAAGGAAUCCGACCCUGAGAAGCGUGCCCUUCUCGUUCUCAAAUGGUUCCUGACCACGCUCCACCAGCAGUACUGCAGUCGCAGUGAGAAGCUUGGUAGCGAGAAGAAGCCGCUGAACCCUUUCUUGGGUGAACUGUUCCUCGGAAAGUGGGAAGGUGAUGCGGACGUGGGUGAAACACAACUCUUCAGUGAGCAAGUCAGCCACCACCCACCCGCUACCGCGUAUGCUAUCUCGAACGAGAAGCACGGAGUCGAGCUUCAAGGAUACAAUGCCCAGAAGGCAUCCUUCUCAAGCACCAUCCAGGUCAAGCAGAUCGGCCAUGCCCUAUACUCCCUCACCCUUCCCUCCGGCGAGAAGGAGCGAUACCUCAUCACCCUACCCAACCUGCACAUUGAGUCCCUCAUCUACGGUACCCCCUUCGUAGAGCUUGAGAAGACUGCCAAGAUUGCUAGCAGCAAUGGCUACGUCUCCAAGAUUGAUUUCUCCGGUAAGGGUUGGUUGAGCGGUAAGAAGAACACCUUCACCGCAAGCUUGUACAAGGCCAGCGAAGGAGAAAAGAAGCCUCUAUACACUAUCGACGGCCAGUGGUCGAACACAUUCAACAUCAAGAAGACUGGCUCCAAGGAGAUCAUUGAUACUUGGGUGGUCGAGAACAACGCCACUACCCCACUUACCCUCGCCCCAAUUGAUCAGCAAGAUCUGUACGAAAGUCGCCGAGCCUGGAAGGAGGUCGCAGAGAACAUCCAGGCCAACAAAAUGGAUGCUGUCUCCGCACACAAGUCGCGUAUUGAGAAUGCCCAGCGUGAUCUCCGCCGCGCAGAGCAGUCCGAGGGCCGUGAAUGGGAGCGUCGCUUCUUCAGCCGUAUUGAGAGCAAGGAUGAUGAUGCUACUAUUCAGCAGUUGGCUCGCUCUCUUGAACUGUCCCCUAAUCUGGAUGGUGACAAGACUGGUGGAAUCUGGCGCUUUGACGCCUCCCGCGCGGCGGGCGCUCAGCCACCUUACCACAAGGUUGGUCCCGAGGGCCUGGGUCUUUCUGCAUAG